AUGCGCCCCUGUACCGCCUCCUCAUGCUGCUGCCAGGCCCGUAAUCUGCCAUGGGCCCCCGUACCGACUCCUCAUGCUGCUGCCAGGCCCGUAAUCUGCCAUGGGCCCCUGUACCGCCUCCUCAUGCUGCUGCCAGGUCCAGAGUGUGUCAUGGGUCCCUGUACGGCCUCCCAUUGCUGCUGUCUCUAUCGCCACACUCUGCCAUGUGCCACUUUCAGGUCUCCUCACACUGCUGGUGGUUUCCAUUUUUUGUCAUAGGGUGCUGUAUGGCCUCCCAUUGCUGCUGCCUCCACCGCCACACUGUGGCUCCACACUCUGGUUUUUGGCCCCGUGACUGCCCAAAUGAGUGAAGUGUGCGGUGAUUCUAAGAUCGACGGCACUCAUCUGCAUGUCAUACUGCUGACAGUAUUAUUUCUCUUCCCCAGCAGACUCCAAGGGCAUUUAAAUUAAAGGUACAGUGUUCAGCACUAAUAUUA
Staurois parvus is the source of this 476-nucleotide messenger RNA. NCBI's taxonomy places the organism in Eukaryota, Metazoa, Chordata, Amphibia, Anura, Ranidae. The record is from the annotation of a GenBank genome assembly.